AUGUCUCUUAGAGAUGAGAAUAAACGAGAAGACAAAGAGUUAUCAACUUCUCCUGAUCCCUUAGAUGUUCUUUCAUCACCUAAAGUGUCUUAUUUAACACCUCUUCGUUUACGAGGUUCUACUCAGACUCGUCAAGAAUUUGGGUUAAGCAGUGAAAUUCGGCGCAUAGGGCUCUUUGUAGAUAUAGGCAAUGAUAAAGAAGAAGUUUCUCCUAAAAAAACAAAUCAACAAGUAACAAAAACAUCUGUUUCAGAACAUAUAGAGAAAAUACCAGGAGAUGUUUCAGAUGUUUUUUCAGAGUUUAUUUCAAACGAAAAUAGCAAAAAAGACUUAGAUAAGUCUAAUGAAAAGACAAAAAAAACAACAUUAAAACGGAAAAAAAAGACAACAAUUAAACAAUGUUUAAAUGUUAUUAAUCAAAACAUUAUACAGGAUGAUAAAGAUGAUCUGAAAAUACCAUUGAAAAAAAAAGCUAAAAUGGUGGAUUUAAAUAUAAAGAAAAAAUAUAAUGCAGUUGCAUCUAAAAAAAGAAAAAUAGAAUCUGAAGAUCAUUCUGAUCAAAAUUCAAUUAAUCUUGAUAAUACAAGUAUUACAUCUUCGGUUUCUAUGGAUAAAUUAACAGAAAAUUCUAUACAUUCAAAUAUUUCUUCUAAAGAAUCAUAUUUUGAGGAAAAACAUUUCAUACCUACUCAAGAUAUAUUUCUUCCGAAAGACAGUACUCUUUCUUCCUCUGAAGGAACUGUUAUUUUAAAUUCACAGCAAAAAAAUACAGAAUUUUCUUUAAAUACAUUUAACAUUUUAGAAAAUGAUAUUGAAAAGGAUAUGGAAAAAACAACUAAUAUUAAAAAAGAUAUUCAAGAGGAGGAUAAUAUACAAAAUAAUCAAGAAAAUUUAUUACAAUCGGAAAGUUUAAUUCCUUUAAAUAACAUAUCAUAUCCAUCACCUAAAUUUACAUCACCCAGAAAAAAUAAAUUAAUAGAAAUAUCUAGUUCAUCAAAUACUUCUGCCAAAAGGGUUGUUGAUGUUUUAAGACGUACUGGACAUUUUGAGCUUGAAUCUGUUGUUUGGGGUCAAAAAGAUUCAAGUAAGUCUGAAAGAAUAUCGGAGCAAAAAAGCAUUUGGACGAAGAAUGAAUGGAGACUUUUAGAGCAGUUAUUAAUUAAACAUGGGAAAGCAAAAUUAGCUUUAGAUGAGUUUCUAAGUUUAAAUCAGGAUUUUCCAAAAAGAGAAGUUAAUAAGCGAUUAAGAGUUCUUUUAUUUAAAAAAAAGGAAAAUUGUUAUAUAUAUCUCAAAAAAGAUAAAACCGAUAAUUCUAUAAAAGUACAAGAAGAUAGUAAAAUUUCAAGUUUUAUUUUUGGAUGGAAAAAUUGGUUAAGAUGGUAA
Pneumocystis jirovecii RU7 is the source of this 1383-nucleotide messenger RNA. RefSeq lists its product as uncharacterized. The coding region runs from base 1 to 1383 and encodes 460 amino acids. Lineage: Eukaryota; Fungi; Ascomycota; Pneumocystomycetes; Pneumocystales; Pneumocystaceae. The record is from RefSeq and is a predicted model, not a curated record. The transcript has 3 exons.